UGCUCGUAGUGCGCGGCGCGUAUAAAACAGCGCGCAGAGACGAUUGCCGAAUCAUUUCCAGUCACAUAGUUCGUAGCCCAGCAGCCGGCGAGCUACAAUCCGAAUCCUUGGCAACUUUCGACAUCAGGAGAAAUGGCAGCUUGUUUUAUUCUGAGCGCGCUCUUGCUCGCCAGCCCGGCGGUGUGGGGCAAGCCUUCAUUUGGACGGGAGCACGUCCACAUUCGCAUCCACCUGCCCGAAAGCGGUGGAGAUCAUGGUGAUCAUCACGGAGGCGGUGGUGGCGGCGGAGGAGGAGGCUAUGAGAUUCACUCACAUGACGGUGGCCAUGGAGGCGGUGGCGGCGGAGGAGGCUACGAGAUUCACUCCCAUGACGGUGGCCAUGGAGGUGGUGGCGGCGGCGGAGGAGGCUAUGAAAUUCACUCCCAUGACGGUGGCCAUGGAGGCGGUGGUGGUGGCGGCGGAGGACACGUCAGUACCUAUGCCAUAAUCACCGAGAACCACGGUGGAUCAGGCGGCUACAGCUCUGGUGGACAUGGCUCCGGAGGCUACAGUUCUGGUGGCUACAGCGCCGGCGGACAUGGCUCUGGCGGACAUGGUUCUGGCGGACACGAUGAUGCUCAGAUUGCGGCUAUUGCAGCUGCAGCUGGCUCUUCCUCCCACGGAUCAUCGGGUGGCGGCGGAUACAGUUCUGGGGGCUACAGCUCAGGUGGCUACAGCUCCGGCGGACAUGGUUCUGGCGGACACGAUGAUGCUCAGAUUGCGGCUAUUGCAGCUGCAGCUGGCUCUUCCUCCCACGGAUCUUCGGGUGGCGGCGGAUACAGCUCUGGUGGACACAGCUCUGGAGGCUACAGCUCCGGUGGCUACAGCUCUGGCGGACACGACUCUGGCCAUGCCAUCGCCAAUAUUGCGGCAAUUGCAGCUAGCUCUGACUCCUCCUCUCACGGUUCUUCGGGUGCUGGCGGCUACAGCAACGGAGGCUACGGCUCGGGAGGCUAUAGCUCAGGAGGAGGAGGAGGCUACAGCUCUGGCGGACACGAUGAUGCCCAGAUUGCGGUCAUUGCAUCUAGCGCGGGCUCUGGCUCGGGCGGAUACAGCAGCGGAGGCUACAGCUCCGGUGGCUAUAGCUCAGGAGGUGGAGGAGGAGGAGGCUACAGCUCUGGAGGACACGGCUACAGCUCUGGCGGAGGAAGCAGCUACGAUAGCCAGGUGGUGACCGCUGCUGUCGCUUCCAGCGGAGGAUACAGCGGUGGCUCCCAUGGCGGCGCAUCCUCCGGCGGCGGAGACGGUUACAAUUACUCGCCCCCAGCUGGUGGCUGGUCGGGAUCUGGCUCCAACUGGUCGUAGGCUCUGCUGCCACGCAUUGGCCAUCCGGUCAUCUAGUCUAUUGCUCAUUCACCCAAUUCCAUUGGACUUUUAACUUAUAUACUCUCGUCUGGCUCGUUCGCUCAUCCACAUUCCACAUGUCCACAUCGAAAGGAGGCAAACUGCUCGCUCCCCUGCCUCCUUCUGCCGCUCCACAACGUUGCCGAUGUACAAAAUAAAUCAUGUUAGUGUAAUAAUUUAAA
Molecule: messenger RNA, 1565 nt
Organism: Drosophila subobscura
Lineage: Eukaryota; Metazoa; Arthropoda; Insecta; Diptera; Drosophilidae
Product: loricrin
Exons: 2
Coding region: 133-1344 (403 amino acids)
Source: RefSeq, a predicted model, not a curated record